UCCAAUUUCCAAAACAUACACAUACCAUUGAAUCCAUAAAUAAAGAUGUUGAAUCAUUCUUGGGGAAAGAAGUUAGAUUAUCUGGAUGGAUUGAUAAAAAACCGAAAAAGAUAAGUAAAAAUAUAGCAUUUGCAACAUUGAGAGAUUAUGAAGGAAAUUUCACACAACUUGUCACUACAGAACCUGAAUUUGCUAAACCAUUGAAAUCAUCACAAGUGGAAGACUGUGUUUCCAUAAAAGGUGUCAUUGAGAUAAGACCAAAUAAUGACACUAAUUCAAAUAAAGUUAGAUGGGAUCUCAAAAUCUUGGAAUAUAAUACAUUAAAUUCAAGUCAUAUCUUGGGCUCACAAUUAGAAUCUUUGAAAACAACACCUAAUGAAUUCCCAGCUCAGUAUAGAUAUCUACAACUAAGAUUACCAUUUUUCCAACAAGCUUUGAAAAAAAGAGCACAAGCUGCAAGUAUCAUUAGAGCAGAAUUGAAUAAAUUAUCAUUCACAGAAAUUGAAACCCCAUUAUUAUUUAAAUCAACACCUGAGGGAGCUAGAGAAUUUUUGGUUCCAACAAGGAAACCAUCAUUGUUUUAUGCAUUGCCUCAAUCUCCUCAACAAUAUAAACAAUUACUCAUGGCUAGUGGUGUUAAAAAUUAUUUCCAAAUUGCUAAAUGUUUUAGAGAUGAAGAUUUGAGAGCUGAUAGACAACCAGAAUUCACUCAAGUUGAUUUAGAAAUGUCAUUUGCUGAUGCUAAAGAUGUUCAAAAUGUUAUAGAGAGUACUGUAAAGAAAGUUUGGACUCAAGUGGCCAAUGAGGAGAUUGUCACUAUCGAUGGUACUGAGGGUGUUAAGACUGGUGAUUUAGUUCAUCUAAGUUAUAAUGAAGUUUUAUCUAAAUAUGGUAUUGAUAAACCGGAUCUUAGAUCAACAAUAGAAAUCCAAGAUUUAAGUGAAUUUGCUAAAGCUAUUGAAGAUGAUCAAUUCCCAAUUUCUGAAGUUUGUGUUUUGAAAAAAGCAUUUGAAGGUAAACCAAAAUUACCAAAAGUGUUAUUUGAUGAAUCCGAAUAUAAAACAAGAAAGCCUAUAAUUUUCCCAAUAAAGACUCAGGACGAUAUAGAUAAUUGGACAUCACGCUUUACAGAAAUUGCCCAAUUUCAUGAUAUUGAAGGUUUGAACUCCAAACUAAACCUUGAAAUUGGUGAUAUAAUAGCUGGUAGCACACGUUCAAAAUUACCAUAUGAAAAUCCAACACCAUUAGGUAGACUUAGACAAUUAGCUAUUCAAGAAUUCCCUGAAAAUUGGAAAAGAGACGCAAAGUUCGUUGGUGCUUGGAUUGAAGAUUUCCCCUUAUUCACACCAUCAGAAACUCAAACCACCUCUUCUUCUAAAUAUCCAAUAUAUAAUUAUGAUAAAUUAGAAUCAACACAUCAUCCAUUCACAAUGGCAAAACCGUCAGAUUAUGAAUUAUUAUCGAAAGAUCCAUUAAAAGUUAAAGGUGAACAUUAUGAUUUAGUCAUAAAUGGGGUUGAAUUAGGUGGUGGAUCAAGAAGAGUUCAUGAUUCUGAAUUACAAAGAUUUAUAUUUACAGAGAUUUUAAAAAUUGAAAAUCCUGAUCAUUUAUUUGGACAUUUAUUAAAAGCACUAAGUCUUGGAUGUCCACCUCAUGCUGGAUUUGCAAUUGGUUUUGAUAGAAUGUGUGCAAUGUUGAUUGGUAGUAAUAGUAUUAGAGAUGUUGUUGCAUUCCCAAAGACUCAAAAUGGUGCUGACUUAGUUGUGGAAAGUCCAAGUGAUGUGAAUGAUGAGACUUUGAAAGAGUACUAUGUCAAAAAGUUAUGAUUGUAAAUAGAUUUCAGCAUGUAUAUAGACUACAAUUUGAUGACUCUUUAAAAAAGGACGUAACACCAUGUAUUUUUCUAAAAUUCAUUUCAUAAAUUGAGAUCAACUCAAUAUACUAUUAUAUUUAAACCAGAACUGAAUAAAAACAAAACGAAACUAAAAAGCAAGUGGAAAACUGUGUAAAUUUUGAAAUUUUUCUUCUUGUAUCAUGUGUAUAU
Molecule: messenger RNA, 2044 nt
Organism: Hansenula anomala
Lineage: Eukaryota; Fungi; Ascomycota; Saccharomycetes; Phaffomycetales; Wickerhamomycetaceae
Gene: MSD1
Product: aspartate--tRNA ligase MSD1
Exons: 1
Biological process (GO): aspartyl-tRNA aminoacylation
Cellular component (GO): mitochondrion; cytoplasm
Molecular function (GO): ATP binding; aspartate-tRNA ligase activity
Source: RefSeq, a predicted model, not a curated record